GCUAGGAACAUUAGUGGACACUUAACAAGAAAUUGUUAUAAAAGAUAUUUCUGAGACAGUUAAAAUUUCUACUUCAUAAAUAAAUUUCGAUUUUAACCGAGGUAAAAGAAUUAUCGUACUAUUUAUAAAACUUAUUUUAGCAGUAUCCCUCCUUAAUUAUUCAUAUACUACUAAGCAACUCAAGCACAUGUCUAUAACUGUACCAAUCAAGAAAAUAGUUCAUCGAAAUAUCGAGCGAGUGGCUAUUUCGUGUUCGUGCUCAUUGGGAAACAGCAGAAUUGAUUUGUGUCUCGCGCUUGAAGUCGACCAUCGUCAUCUCCCACGCCAGACAGCCGGAUCGGCCAGUUACCAUUGCACAAGCGAGAAGCAACAUGGCGAGCGUUCGGUGGUAGGCGGAUAUUUUGCUCGGCGCAUAAACGUCACACGUGCUGCCUGGCGACUGUCAAACUCGCAAAAAAGUCAGAGGAAUGGAGUUGUUCCGCACCGACACGCACUUCAUCUUCGUGAAGGAGAGGCACAGCCUCUGGUGCGACAAGUACACCGGCGAGUUCGCCGCAAAAUCGGAUUGGGAAUGGGCCACGCCGAAAGACUUGGAAUGCCUGGGAAUGUUUUACGGGAUAGUGGGGAAGAUCGAGCAAACGUCGGUGCUGGAACCCCGCCUGAUGCUCAUAAAGGAUGUGAUACCAGCGGGAGAGUUGCACGGUGGUCAUGUUGUCUACAGGAUCAAGUCCAUCGCGUUCCUGCACAUCGGCACAGAGAAUACAGACAUCGGUUUGCUGCCUUGUAAGAAGCAUCAGUAUGUGUUCAAGAAGAAAGGUGGUACUGGGCUGUUCGACGUACCGCAGAAAGCAGCCCUGGCGAAGACCUGGGGUACGAUCAAGAAUGCCACAAAUACCAUAAAAAAUACUACGCAGCAAGCUGCCGCGCUAGCUACGUCUCAAGUAAAAUCUACAGUAACAAAACGAAGCAUGGUGAAGGAUAAAGAAAGAUUCGAGAAGAGAAUAUUGGAAGAGUUGAAUAAAAUAUUCACCGAAACCGAUUCCUUUUUCUUCUGCCAAACUGGUGACAUCACCAACAGCCUACAACGACAGUGUAUAAUGGAAUCUCAGCAAGAGGAGGACGAUCAAAGCAAGCCAUUGUGGCAACGCGUCGAUGACAGAUUCUUCUGGAAUAAGCACAUGUUGCAUGACCUUAUCAGCCUGAAUACAGAUAAAGCAAACUGCUGGAUACUACCAAUCAUUCAAGGGUAUGUUCAGAUAGAGAAAUGCAUAGUUGAAGUAGGUUUUGAUGAACAACCGCAGCAAGAGAUAUUUAACUUGGCGAUCAUAUCGAGGAGAAGUAGGUUCCGCGCUGGAACCAGAUAUAAGAGGCGUGGCGUGGACGAUGACGGCAAGUGUGCAAAUUAUGUCGAAACGGAACAAUUGGUCUGGUAUCACGAUCAUCAAGUAUCUUUUGCGCAAGUACGAGGGAGUGUGCCGGUGUAUUGGUCGCAACCCGGCUACAAAUACAAGCCUCCACCCCGGAUUGAUAAGGACGAGGAGGAAACGCAGGUGGCAUUUGAGAAGCACUUCGGCGAGGAGCUUGCGCUGUACGGACCUAUUUGCAUCGUUAAUCUGGUCGAACAAUCUGGCAAGGAAAAAAUCGUUUGGGAGGCUUACAGCAAUCAUGUGUUUAAUUAUAAUCACUUGGACAUCACGUACACCACCUUCGACUUUCACGAAUAUUGUCGAGGAAUGCAUUUUGAGAAUGUGUCCAUUCUGGUUAACGCGUUGGCCACGUUACUGGCAGAUAUGGGUUACUGCUGGCGCGAUAAACAAGGUACGAUUUGCAUGCAAAAGGGCGUAUUCCGUGUAAAUUGCAUAGAUUGCUUAGAUAGAACAAACGUGGUGCAAACCGCUCUGGGUAAAGCUGUUAUGGAAAUGCAGUUCUCGAAAUUGGGACUUAUACCGCCCGACGGAACUCUGCCCGCAAACAUAAGACAGACUUUCCAAUUGCUUUGGGCUAAUAAUGGGGAUAUUAUUAGCAAGCAGUACGCGGGAACGAACGCUUUAAAGGGUGACUAUACGCGCACUGGGGAGAGAAAGUUUACCGGGUUGAUGAAAGACGGCAUGAACUCCGCAAACAGAUAUUAUCAGCAACACUUUAUGGACGACUUACGUCAAGCAGCAAUAGAUACGCUGCUAGGAAACCCGAUCGACGUUGCUCAACUGAACACUGAUUGGUCACACUAUUUAGAUAUUCUCGAUAAUUGCUGUCUCGAACUUAUGCCUAUAAAACCACCGAAUAUACAACUUCAACUUGCUACUCUUCCCGACUUUCUUUAUGCCACUGCCCUUUAUAAUUUGGCAAGAUAUUACUUGAAUCGUUUCAAGGAUGUCUACAGACAAGCAACAAUUGAUAUGAUGCUGGGAAAUCCGGUGAGCGAGGAAGUAUUCCAAGAACGUACCGAGGAGGAGGAUAACGCUGCGACUGCGAUUCACGUGAAAUUGUUGAUCGAGGAUUGCAAAAAAUUGCUGAUACCCGAUCCGGAAAUUAUUCUAGGCAGUUGGGGAGUCAUCGAUGCCGAUCCUGUUACUGGCGAUCCGACAGAGACGGAAAUGGACACUAUUCUAAUAUUAACUCGAGAUAGCUAUUACGUAGCGGAUUAUGAUGAUCAAAUCGAUAAAGUCACAAAUUACCAAAGAGUCCUGCUAAGCGACAUCGUAUUGAUCGAGUUCGGUCAGCCCGAAAAUACGGUGUCGUUUUUCAAGAAUAAGCACUAUCACUGCAUUCGAAUCAAUUACAAGGUCAAUGGCGAGUACGGUUACUUUCACAUGUUCCGCAGUACGAAUUUAAGAUUCUUCAAUAAUAUGGCAGUUGUAAUCAAAACUGAGGAGGAAAGCAUAGAAUCUUUAAAAGCAAUUUGCGAAGCGAUAUCAGUAACCAUGGAAAUAUCGCACUUGCCAAAGGUCCCCGUGGCCAUGAACGUUGCGUUAGACAAAAGAAAGAGUAAAUUGGUUAAUAUUAAGGGGUCUACCGGAUUACUGGACAUCUCGUCGUUCCCAGAACUGACGAGGAAUGUGUCCGAGACACAGUUGCUUGCUUUGAAAACAGCAGGUACGAAGGCUCUAAGUAACAUGUCGGAGCAAUUUAGCAAAUUGAACAAACUGAGCUUCGGCGCGAAGAAGCCGAUCGAUUUGGCCAAAAGCGUGGGCGGUAGAAAGGAAGAAAAGUUAUCGAAGCCGAUUUUCACCGUCGGCAGCAGAAAUAUCUCCGGCGACGUGAAAGAGAGGAGCACCAGUAGUAACAGCAGCAGCAGCAGCAGCAGCGGCAGCAGCAAUAGCAGCAGCGAGGAAAAUAUCGAAAUGACGCAUAUACACGUUGAGAAGCCAGCGAACUUCAGUCACGACAAGCAUUUGAUGGAGGCUUACACCCCGUCGAUCGGUAUUAUCAUGGGUGUGAAGAACACCAAUGUCGCCGAGGUUUGCGAGACCGACAUAAACGUGGAACUAUCGAUGAGGCACAGUAACGUGAACGCAGAUGCGAAACCCGAGAUGGCCAUCGAUGCGCUACAUCUGAUACCGCAGGCGGAAUCCGGCACCAGCAUCAUCAGCGCUUCGCCGCAGAGGACGACGGCGACCACGCCGGAGAUAACGGUAUACGACGUGGGCGACAGUCUGAGCGAGGAGAGAGAACGAGCGAUUCCGCCGUCGACUCUGACGCUCUCGAAAAACAUCAGCCACUCGACCGGCCACGUUGACGAGAAGGCACUGACCGUUGGUGCGAAAAACAUUGCCCUUCAGACGGACAACAGGUUGGACGAGAAGAAGAGGUCAGCUUCCGAGCAGGACCUGACGUUGAGUAUCACGUCGUCCCAAAGUGAAUCCGCCUUGAAAUCCAUAAGAGAGAAUAUCGCGAGCGUCACCAGUCCAGUGGCGUCCACGGCCAAGGAUAUUCUGCUGCCGUUCUCGAAGCUCGCUAAAGGCGUUCAAACGUUGGGCGCUAAUUUGGACCCGCGGAAGCUGAAAACCGGUCACAUGAUGCGAAAUUUGUCCGAGCAGCACAUGGAGGAGCGCCGGAAGUUGCAAGAGAAAUGGUCCACCUGUCAAUCUAGACUUAUCGCUUUGUAAAUCUUUGUUACUUGAACGACCAGCUCUCUGAACGUAAUUAUCAUUAUUAAACGUCAACUUGGAAAUUGAUACCGUGUAUCCGUAGAUAAUAUCGAAUUCGAUAUCAGUGACGUGAUUUGCGCUCUCUAAAUAACCAGCUAAAUAACGGGAGAAGAAGGGAUGGAAAUAUCACGAGAUUGUAUUAUAAAUAGUUUUACUAUGACGGAUUGCGUAGAUUAAUAUGAAGCAAAAUGUCUCACACACGUAGAGAGUAGCGGAUAAUUUCAGACACGUUUUGUAGGAAAUCUUAUAAGUCGAUCUCACGCUGCACCUAUUUCGUAUUUUUCACACUUCACGCGUAUAACGUUAUCGAUGUGAAAUAUAUAAAGCUAUUUGCUACGGGAAGGAAAGCAAUUUCUGCACUACGCAAACGAAAUACACAGAGUACAAUGUGGUCAAUAUUUAUCCAUUAACAAUUCGUUUGACGGGUUUAUAAAUACUUAAUUAACUAAUAUUUUUCUGUACUGAUAUAGAAUUGUAUUGGCUUUUACUAUUUUCUUGAUGAACUACGUAUCUACAUAAAUUUUACUACAUACCUACCGUAUUUUUUGGACAUAUUUUUGAAUGACAUUUUUAAUGACAAUUUUCUGAAAUCAUAGUCUAAUGCGACUAAAAUGCGACUGGUUUAAAAAGAAAUAUUAAUAUGUGAAUAUUUUUCAAAGAGAUCGAAUGCCUCGUUCUUACUGCGCUAAAUUCAUCCUUUUGAGAUUAUCAUUGUUUUUUAACGGAAAUAUUUUAUUCGAUUAUGUAAUGUAGAUACUGUUUUAUGUUAAAAAUAUGAUUUUAUUUCUUAAAAUGCAGGUGCGACGAUUUAUUUGUACAGAGGAAGAAGCUUCAUAGUCAAUUAUGUAAAUAUAAAAAAUUAUUUAAAUUAGUAAUUUAGUAAAAUAUAGCACUAGCGAUAAACGUGUUUGAGAUACGUGGUUACCAGAACGAAGGUACAUGUAAGAUAUAUAAAUGCAAGUGGAUAUAACUAUUGUCUUUGUUAGUUAGUUUUGCAAGAUGUAUGACAAUGUGUAACGUACUUGUUUUAAAAUCAGAGAAGUGGGUAAAAAAUUGAAAGUUUCGUUCAAUCGACGGAAUAGAUGAGUUACAAAUUCGCAAAAGCAGUAAUAACAAAAUAGUUGAUUAAUUUAAAAAAAAAUGUAACGGCAGAACUGAGUAGUGAGUUCGUGUAAGUGCGUUUGUAUUAAUGUUAUAAUUUUAGAUGCUUUAAUAGUUGUUACAAACUUAAAGUGUGUCGAGAACCAGCAAACAUACAGUAUUAUAUGGAGUAUUUACGAAACUGCAAGAUAUACUCUCCUUUAUGUGUGUACGUCAAUCAGUGACUUAGAAAAUUCGGCACAAAAGAAACAAACGUGCAAAUCUCGUAUUAAUUAUAUAGGCAACUUAUUACAUGAUUUUAUAUUUAUUGCUGAGUCAUGUAAAUAGUUAUCUCAUUCCGAUGAUUUCCAUUUCCCCGUGAACGUUUUGGAAACUCAUCGUAGCAAUUCUAAGCGUGUAAAUCGUAUUUUUAGCAGAUGUUCUUUUUACCGUAAGCGGUAGUCUGUGAUACAAUGCUUGCAGAAUACGUGCAAAUUACAAAUUCACGAAUAGGGAUUCAAAAAAUUUGUGUGUGUUCUGAAAGAUGCUUAGCGAUGCUUUAGGAUAAGAAUAUAAUUGUUUUUGAGAUAUGCCUUCUUGAGAUACUGUAAUUGCGGUUUGGUUGUACAACAUAGUGCAAAUUUAUGGUUUCCUUGUUAUCAUGAGUUGAGGAACUUUGAAUAUUUAUUUUAGAAAAAAGCAGUAAAUUUUUAUUUUGUUUAAUUAAUGCAAUAUAACAUCCAGUACAGGUUUAUUAAAUUUAUAGUAGUAUCUAUCUUCAAUAUAGAAAAAUUCACACUAUAUAAACCGAAUUGCAAAGCCUCAAAACAACUGAUUGAUUUUACCAGCAACAAAUCAUUUAAAAACUCAUUCUACUUAUUUUUUAUUUUAUUAAUUUUUAAAAGAAAACACAUUUUUCAAAACAUAUUUCUCUAUAUAUUUUAGAUAAAAAUUAAAAUAACUAGAUAACUAGAUAAAUAUCUAUGUUACAAUAAAAAAUUUUUAAUUUGGAUAUUUCUUGUACGAGAAUUCGCACAUCAGAAAACUCGUGUUUAGAGCCUAUGAAGACUUAAUAUGCCUUACACAUGUAUCUGCGCUAUUAUGUUUCCAUGAAAUUGUAAUAAAAUAAUUCGCAUACACCAAACAGCACUCGUAGAACAAAUAAUAAUAAAACAUGUUUGACUUG
This is a messenger RNA of Ooceraea biroi (clonal raider ant), 6417 nucleotides long. It is a transcript of the gene sp3, whose product is annotated as phosphatidylinositide phosphatase spermathreecae. The record is from RefSeq and is a predicted model, not a curated record. Gene Ontology annotation, cellular component: early endosome; clathrin-coated endocytic vesicle. Gene Ontology annotation, biological process: phosphatidylinositol dephosphorylation; regulation of endocytic recycling. Lineage: Eukaryota; Metazoa; Arthropoda; Insecta; Hymenoptera; Formicidae. Gene Ontology annotation, molecular function: phosphatidylinositol-4-phosphate phosphatase activity.